Lathyrus sativus (Indian pea) is the source of this 375-nucleotide messenger RNA. The record is from the annotation of a GenBank genome assembly. Lineage: Eukaryota; Viridiplantae; Streptophyta; Magnoliopsida; Fabales; Fabaceae.
AUGAUUGAGGGCAGCAUAUGCAAUUUAUGUCACUCCGAGGAAGAAACGUUGAAUCAUCUGUUCUUCUGCUGUCAAGAGACAAGAGACAUAUGGAAGGAAGUGUUCAAGUGGUUAAACAUCUAUCAUGAACCUCAACCAUGGGAUGCAGAGCUGGCUUGGAUCACUAAUAUAACAAAGGGAAAAGGAUGGAAAGUUGAUGUUUUGAAGACGUUAGUAGCUGAAACCAUCUAUAACAUCUGGGGAUAUCGAAAUAGUAUAACUUUUGGAAACAUUGUAGAUAAUACAAUCAUGGAUACUAAAAUCAUAGAUAAUGUGAUCUAUAGAGGGUGGCAAAACAUUAGGAUAAGAAAAUAUCUUGUUAGUUUUAUGAUGUAA